AUGCGCUCUUUCUUAUCCACAAGCCUUAAUCCAGAGACAGCACUCUCCUUCAUUCACACUGUCUCGAAUGAUAUGGAGAAAGUACUGUUUGUGGUCGAAGCUGAUACUCGUCUGCAGACAGCUCCAUUUGCACCCCUCUCACAUAUGAGUUAUUUUCCAGGUGAAAAUGAAGUAUUAUUCAUGCUCGGUGCUGUGUUUCGAAUUGAGAAAGUAGAUCGUGAUGGUGAUGUGUGGAUGGUGAAGUUGGUGUUAUGCACUCAAGAUGAUGAGGAGAUGAAGCAACUGAUGGAUCAUAUGAAGAAGGACAUUGGAGAAGGUGAGGCGACAUUCUAUUCACUUGGACAUUUGUUGCUGUAUAUGGGUGAGUAUGAGAAGGCUGAGACAUGUAUUCAACGACGAUUUGUUGAACUGUCACAGAAUGAUCCAGAAGAGGCACGAUGUUAUCAUCUACGUGGCGAAAUUGCUAAUGCCAAAGGCGAUUACACAUUGGCUCUUGAACAUCACAACAGAUCACUCACCCUCUAUCUCCACACACUAGCACCAGACCAUACAAAUAUUGGGUAUAGUUACAACAGCAUUGGUGGGGUUUAUGCGAAGAUGGGCGAUAAUGAAUCAGCACUGCAGAACUAUGAGAAAGCCUUGUCAAUAUGGUUGAAGUGCUAUGGUGAAAAUUAUGAAUCUGUUGCUGGUAUCUACAACAACAUGGGAAACAUCUACAUGAAUGAAAACAAGUUUGAUUUAGCAAUCACUAACUACACGAGGUCACUAGAGAUAAAGAAGAAGGUUCUUCCUGCCAAUCACCCACGUGUAGGUCAAUCAUAUAUGAACAUCGGUAGUGUUUAUUAUCAGAAAGGCGAAUAUGAUAUGGCUUUGUCGAACUAUGAAAAGUCAUUGAGAAUAAUGACAAACUCUCUUCCACCCACUCAUCCUUCUAUCGCUAACACAUACAGGGGUAUUGGUCUUGUGCAUGAAGCCACAAACAAGAAUCAGCUGGCACUCGAGUACUUUCAGAAAGCAGCCACAAUUAGCAGCCAUUCACUUCUAUCCACUCAUCAAGAUGUUGUCACAAGUGAAGAUGACAUUCGACGAAUCAAAGCAAAAUUGAAGUAUGUUGAGUAG
This is a messenger RNA of Didymodactylos carnosus, 1119 nucleotides long. The record is from the annotation of a GenBank genome assembly. NCBI's taxonomy places the organism in Eukaryota, Metazoa, Rotifera, Eurotatoria, Philodinida, Philodinidae.